This is a messenger RNA of Aegilops tauschii subsp. strangulata, 1885 nucleotides long. RefSeq lists its product as uncharacterized. The record is from RefSeq and is a predicted model, not a curated record. NCBI's taxonomy places the organism in Eukaryota, Viridiplantae, Streptophyta, Magnoliopsida, Poales, Poaceae.
CUUCCUAUGAAUAUUGACUCAAUUUGGUAGCACGCCUUUCUUGCAAUCUUCAUUUGGUUGAAAAAUGUCGUUCCAACAUUUGAGCGGUUCGAUUCAACAUCAAAAACCGGGUCAAAUUACGCAAAGAACGAUGGUUGCUGUUUUGGUGCGCUGGUCCUAUGAGGCACUAGCACGACGACUUCCCGACUCUCUACUACGACAAGUUUUGCCCGGCUCCGGUGAGGAAGGGGCGAUGACGGCGGCGCGCCUUCGGCUCACUUUAAUGUUUGUAGUCGUUAUUAGGUAAUCUACGGAUCUGGAUGUAGUUUUUGUUAUUUUUUGUAUUCUUUGUACUGCCAUGAAUGAAGAUGAAUAGAUUGAAGUUAAAAAAAAAAAGAGAACCGGUCCCAGAUCAAAUCAAAAGAAGAAGAAGUGCGGAGAGGUUAAGCAAAGUACGCGAGGUGCAUGGAAUAGUAUACAAGUUGUUCUCUUGCUUCACUCCUCCCCUUCCCCUCCCUUUGGAAAAAUCUAUCUUCCCCACCCCUCCAAGAAACCAAACCAUGCAAAUACGCAGGUCAUCUCUCUCGCUACAUCUUCUCCAUUCUCAUGCAUGCAUGAGCAGCAUAGCGACCAUGCGAUGCCUCAGGCCAGGCGGCGCUCGCCGCCGGCAGUGCCCUCUCCUCGCCGCCUUCUGCUCCUCGCUCGUCGACGGGCUCGCGCACCUGGAAGCCACGCUGUCCGCCGAAGAUGACGACGGCGGCGGCGGGUCGGCGGUGUCCAUGAGGUGGUGCGCCGACGCCAUGCGGCUCGUGAGGCGGAUGCAGCGGGACCUGCUGGCCGUCUUCAGGAGCGCCGACGCGCCGGCCGACCCCUGCGGCGGCGAGGACUGGCUGGAGCAGUACAUGCAGGAGACCGCGGCGCUGCUGGACUUCUGCAACGCGUUCAAGUCCGCCGUGUCGCGGAUGCACCGCUACUGCAUGGUGGUGGACUUCGCCGCGCAGGUGGGCUGCGCCGGCGCCGGAGGUGUCGCCGCCUCGCUCGUCGCCGAGAGCACCGGCUCGCCGAAGGAGACGGACGCGCCGUCCUCGCCGGCCGCCGCCGUCCGCGCUAAGCUGUCGGACGUGAAGGCAGUGGUGAGCGAGGCGGAGCGGCUGGGGGGAAAGAUCAUCUCCAGCUCCAGCGGCAGCGGCAGCAUGGUCCUCGUCACUCUCGUCGCCAAGAUCACAAUGGCCGUCGUGGCCACCUCCGUGCUCCACGCGCUCACCCACGCCUCACCCCCUUCCCUCCUCGACGACGACGUCGGCGUCGGCGGAUCGCACCAGCGCAGCAGCACGCUCGCCCGCGCCGACGUCCCAGAGCAGCUGCGUCCGUGGCGCGAGUCGCUGUCGGCAAUCAACGAGCGCGUGGCGGCGCUGCCGGCGAGCAUCGCGGAGCACGAGAGUGUCGUCACGGCGGUGAGGGACAUGAUCGGCGGCAAGACGGAAGGAUCAGAGGAUCACGUGGAGGUGCUGAGGACGAGGUCCGGCGAGCUCCGGGAGGGGGUGGAGAUGUUCGACUGUGUUCUUGAUCAAGUCUUUGAUGAGGUGAUCAGGGGCAGGAAUGAGAUGCUGGGGAUCUUCAGAGAUAUGGUCCUCACAUAACUGAAUCGGGGUGAAUUUUAAUUACCUCUGGAUUUUAAUCCCGUGUAAAAAUUUGGUGAUGUUUGAAAUGUUGGAUUUGAUGAUCCUAAAUUGCUAAUUCAUCGAUCAGCUGAAAUCUCUACAGUAUAUCUAUUUUUUCCUUCUUUGUAAAGGGUGUAGAAGUUGUUGUAGCGUGUGGUUUUAUGUGUUUGCAUUUCAAUUUGGUUUGUAACUUGUAUUGACAGUGUCCCGGGACUGACCAAUAAAGCAAAAUGACAUUUCAUUUA